GCACCGCUACACCUGUCCCCGCGCGCCACAGACAGGUGCCCAAUUAGCACUAUUUAGUAAGGGGACCAAUCAGAGAAGACAAAGAAACAGGUGGGUAUGCUAAUGAGGGAUAAGAUAUAAAAGGGGGAAAGAAACGACACAAAUGCGCAGUUGGCCGUCGGUGUCGUUGAACGCAGGGGAAAAAUUUGAGAAGAUGGCUCAGGUCCCGCAGCCGCCAGCGCCGGGCGCCGUGCAGGCGGCGUUACAGCAACCGGCACCUCCACCGGCAGCGGCACAGGGUCAGCCUCCGGCAGCCCAGCAGCAGCAGGUAGCCCCUGCGGCGCAGCAGGGCCAGGGGGUUCAACAGCAGCCAAGGGCGCCCCCGGCCCCGCAGGUACCACAGCAGCAAGGCGGAGGGCAGCAACCCCUACCAGCGGCGCAGCCAGCACAGGGUCAAGCCCAGCCGAAUCCAGUGGGACCGGCGGGCGCGGCCCAGCCGGACGCCCCCCCACAGCCGCCUCAGGAGGACCUCCUUCAGAUAGUACGGACCCUGCAGGCGACCGUAGAUGGACUACAGAGGGGAAACGCAGGUGUUAGAGCCAUUCUGAGGGACAUCCGUAGUAUAGUUCAACGGCCUGACAGCCUUUUCGACGCGACGUCAGCCAUGCAACUUGUUGAAGACCUCGCUACCGCUGCUAAAAGGGAAAACCAUAGGAAAGCGGAGGACUAUCAAUCAGCAGCAGAGUUGCUGCGUUUACAUAGGCACGACCCGAAGCUUAAGCAGGCUAUUAGGGAGAUAUACGCCACAGAGUCCGAAAGGAAAGUGAGCAGAAGGGUGUCUGGGAUCUUAGGUUCCGGAGGAAGUCAAUCCAAGCAGUCAACGCCGACACGUCCAGGGCGGAGGGAAGGGUACCAGUCUUCAGGACACUGGUCAUACGCACCACAGCCAUGGCGACCCUAUCACCAGCCGCAGUACGGAGGGAGGAGGUGUUAUGGGUGUGGCUCGCCGGAGCACCUGGUGGCUAAGUGCCCGGCCAGACGUGCCAGCAGGGAGAGAAGUUCAGGAAGAGAUAGAGACAGGGACGAAAAGAAGAAAGAUUAAGAAUCUGCUGUAAAAUGAAAUUAGGCAUUUGAAGUGGAAAGGAAUAAAAGGAAGCUUAAUUGUUAAAAAAAGGAGAGUCAGGAGUUAGGCAAGAGUGAGAAUUUUCGGUCAUAUCGCCGCGUCUAAGAAUAACAGUAAUAUUUUAUUUUUGUUGUACCUUAUUAAUAAAUUGAAUAGAUCCUGUGGUGCGAAAUUGCAAUUAUGCAGUGGUGCUACGGUCCAAAUGUUGUAAAAUCGUUCAACGGGUGAAAAAAAAUUUUCUUUGUAUGUGAAGUGAGUAGACCUGCUACUGUUAACCUGAGGGAAACACUGCCACGUCUAAGAGUAACAGUAAUGUUUUUGUUGUAUUUUCUUAAUAAAUUGGAUAGACCGCGUGGUGCGAAGGUGCAAGUAUGCAGUGAUGCUACGUGCCAGAAUGUUUGUAAAAUCGUCCAACGGAUGAAAAUUUUCUUUGUAUGCGAAGCGAUUUGACCUGUUAUUGUUAACCCGGUGGAAACACUACAAGUGCUCUGUGAUACCUUGACGACUGGAACGGUUUACGAAUUAAAGAGAUCCUGUUCAUUG
Molecule: messenger RNA, 1645 nt
Organism: Branchiostoma belcheri (Belcher's lancelet)
Lineage: Eukaryota; Metazoa; Chordata; Leptocardii; Amphioxiformes; Branchiostomatidae
Product: homeobox protein Hox-A3-like
Exons: 2
Coding region: 143-1081 (312 amino acids)
Molecular function (GO): nucleic acid binding; zinc ion binding
Source: RefSeq, a predicted model, not a curated record